GGAGGCGGGGUGGGGGCUCGAGGCGGCGGCUGCGGCUCUGCUCCGGCUCCUGGACCUGGGCGGCUGGGCGCGGGACCAGGGGCAGACGAGCAGCGGCGGCGCGGGGCGGGCGGAUCGCGCGCGGGGCGGCGGCCUGGCCCGCCGAGCCAUGGCGGCCCCGGAGCCAGCGCCGAGGCGGAGCCGGGAGCGGGAGCGGGAGGACGAGAGCGAGGACGAGAGCGACAUCCUGGAGGAGAGCCCGUGCGGGCGCUGGCAGAAGCGGCGGGAGCAGGUGAACCAGGGGAACAUGCCAGGGGUCCAAAGCACGUUCCUGGCCAUGGACACAGAGGAGGGGGUGGAGGUGGUGUGGAACGAGCUGCGCUUCAGCGACAGGAAAGCCUUCUCCGCACAUGAGGAGAAGAUCCAGACCAUGUUUGAGCAGCUGGCGCUGGUGGACCACCCCAACAUCGUCAAGUUACACAAGUACUGGCUGGACGCGUCCGAAGCCCGCGCGCGGGUUAUCUUCAUCACAGAGUACGUGUCGUCCGGCAGCCUCAAGCAAUUUCUCAAAAAGACCAAGAAGAACCACAAGGCCAUGAACGCCAGGGCCUGGAAGCGCUGGUGCACGCAGAUCCUGUCCGCACUCAGCUUUCUGCACGCCUGCAGUCCCCCCAUCAUCCACGGGAACCUGACCAGUGACACCAUCUUCAUCCAGCACAACGGCCUCAUCAAGAUCGGCUCGGUGUGGCAUCGCAUCUUCGCCAAUGCGCUCCCAGACUAUCUCCGAAGCCCCAUCCUCGCUGAACGUGACGAGGUGCGGAACCUGCACUUCUUUCCGCCCGAGUACGGUGAGGUUGCUGAUGGCACCGCGGUGGACAUCUUUUCCUUCGGCAUGUGCGCGCUGGAGAUGGCGGUGCUGGAGAUCCAGGCCAACGGGGACACCCGCGUAACGGAAGAGGCCAUCGCCGGAGCUAGGCACUCACUGAGUGACCCCAAUAUGCGGGAGUUCAUCCUGUCCUGCCUGGCUCGGGACCCUGCCCGGCGGCCCUCUGCCCACAGCCUGCUCUUCCACCGCGUGCUCUUCGAGGUGCACUCGCUGAAGCUCCUGGCAGCGCAUUGCUUCAUCCAGCACCAGUACCUCAUGCCUGAGAAUACCCUGGAGGGAAAAACCAAGGCGGUGGACCCGCAUGCAGUCCUGGCAGAGAUCCCGCGGCUGCGCCGGCCCCCGGUGCAGUGGCGGUAUUCGGAGGUCUCCUUCUUGGAGCUUGACAAAUUCCUGGAGGACGUCAGGAAUGGGAUCUAUCCGCUGAUGAACUUCGCCACCACUUGGCCCCUGGGGCUGCCUCGCGUGCUGGCCCCGCCCCCCGAGGAGGCGCAGAAGGCCAAGACCCCGACUCCGGAGCCCUUCGGUUCGGAGACUAGGAAGGUGAUCCAGAUGCAGUGUAAUAUGGAGAGAAGCGAGGACCAGGCGCGCUGGCAUCUCACCCUGCUGCUCGUGCUGGAGGACCGGCUGCACCGGCAGCUCUCCUACGACCUGCUCCCAACCGACAGCGCCAAGGACCUAGCGGCUGAGCUUGUGCACUACGGCUUCGUCCACGAGGAUGACCGGCCAAAGCUGGCGGCCUUCCUGGAGAGCACCUUUCGCAAGUACCGCCGGGCGCAGCCCUGAGCCCGCGGCACAGC
This is a messenger RNA of Trichechus manatus latirostris (Florida manatee), 1662 nucleotides long. RefSeq names its product nuclear receptor binding protein 2 (gene NRBP2). Gene Ontology annotation, biological process: intracellular signal transduction; protein phosphorylation. Bases 149 to 1648 code for a protein of 499 amino acids. The record is from RefSeq and is a predicted model, not a curated record. The transcript is spliced from 18 exons. Gene Ontology annotation, molecular function: protein serine/threonine kinase activity; ATP binding. Lineage: Eukaryota; Metazoa; Chordata; Mammalia; Sirenia; Trichechidae. Gene Ontology annotation, cellular component: endomembrane system; cytoplasm.